Messenger RNA from Heterotrigona itama, 1726 nucleotides. The record is from the annotation of a GenBank genome assembly. Lineage: Eukaryota; Metazoa; Arthropoda; Insecta; Hymenoptera; Apidae.
CGCCACACGGCGCAGUUGAACGCGCGGAAUUCGGUACCCUGUGCGAACUUCACUCCUAACCGUCUGGUGUACUGUGAAGGCAUAUCGAUAAAGCGAGCAAAGUAUUGCAACACGUUGAUUAUUGCAAUUAACACGUUGUUUCGUCGAAGUGUAAAUAGAAGUGCUCGGUCUACAGUACACGAUCGGAGCGUGAUUGAUCGUUGCAAUUGAUUUGGUCGUUCGGUUUUGAAAUAUCUGUGCAAAAUGAUGCACACGAUGAGCGAGCACACGGCAGGAUCUGGCGGACUGGGUGUCAGUGUGCUUCCCUUCGACGGGAUGGGUUUGUUCGAACAACAACGACCCAGAUUCCUCUUCAAGAUGCCCAAGGUUGUUCCCAAUCAAAAAGCCAAGUUCGAGACGGAGGAACUAUUCAGGCGACUGAGUCGUGAAAGCGAGGUGAGAUACACUGGUUACCGAGACAGACCAGUCGAAGAACGCCAAGUACGCUUCCAAAAUGGCUGUCGAGAGGGCUACACGGAGAUCGCGUUCGCCGCAACUGGAACAAACCUCCAACUUGUUUUUGGCAACGCUUCCGGAAAUUACGCCAGUGAUAUCAACGACUGCGAUUUCGAAAAGGAACGUGGCAAGGUGCACCUCAGAUCUCGCCUAAUAAUGAACGGAGUGUGCGUGAUGUGGCGUGGAUGGAUCGACCUGGAGAGGUUGGACGGUGUCGGUUGCCUGGAAUACGACGAGAAACGCGCCGCUGAAGAGGACGCUCUUCUCCGCGACCAAUUAGAACGCUACAAUCAACGGGUGCGCGAUUUCGACGAGAAACAGAGGGCGUACAGAACCGGAGCUACCCAACCGCCUCAUUUGAACCAUCAUCACCAUCACCACCAUCAUCACCACGGUCAUCACGGCCACCACGUGACCGGAACUGGCGCUGGAGCCACCGGAACCAUCGAGCCUCAUCUCACCCACCGGCAAGAUCCCGAAAUGGAAGUGAGACUGAGAGCCUACUGAGGCUCCGAGAAAGCGACCAACGAAACCACUUGACUCCUCUUCGAUCUGGGAUUAUUACUUCCGGAACGCCCUCGAGCCAGCCUGAAACCAACAGAAGCAACGAGCUACGAGAGAUCUCCUGGGAGGAAUCUGGACGACGGUUUGACCCACGUUCAUAAGAUGUUCAAGUUCUUUGGAGUGUAACCGAGGCUAAAUCCUGUCAUUUGUAAGAGAUUGAGAAACGCGAUGAGAUAUGUUGGCAAUGAUUUCAUUUGCAAUGCUUUUGGUACUUUCUUCAUCGAACAUGUUUGAGCUGACUCUCCGAAAUAAUGAAACUUUCGAGGCGCGAGCCAGACAAUUUUGUUGUCUGGAGCGUUAGAUUUUUAUUCAUUUGCUCGGAAUUUUCGGUUUAAAUCCGAACAUUUUUGAGGAUCGAUUCCUUAAUAUAUAGUAUUGGAAAGUUCCUGAAAGAGGAAAGAGGUCUGAAUUUGUCUCUUUGAAGUUGCACAGAACGGGAUCGCUUUCGACAUUUCUGACAAAGUUAUUCAUGUACAAACAUUUCGCGCGUCUUACCUUCCAAAGUCUCGCGUUUCUCAAAACUCGUCGCGUUUUUCUCGAGAUAUCCUCGUCACCAAAUUCUUCCCAAAGAAUCGUUGCACGUUGACGAUGUAUCAUCCCUGACGACAAAUUUUGUAAUCAACAGACGUCACGAUCAGUCGCCAAACACCAAAAAAAAAAAAAAAAA